Molecule: messenger RNA, 6548 nt
Organism: Meriones unguiculatus (Mongolian gerbil)
Lineage: Eukaryota; Metazoa; Chordata; Mammalia; Rodentia; Muridae
Gene: Mcm3ap
Product: minichromosome maintenance complex component 3 associated protein
Exons: 29
Coding region: 500-6421 (1973 amino acids)
Biological process (GO): mRNA export from nucleus
Cellular component (GO): transcription export complex 2; nucleus; cytoplasm
Molecular function (GO): nucleic acid binding
Source: RefSeq, a predicted model, not a curated record
UUUGAUAUCCGUCGCACACAUCUAGGGGCCGGCCCGGGAGAUCGGUUUGGUACAGGGCGGUGAUCCUGGUGGCCUGUCCGAUGCAGAUUGUGGGCGAGCACGGCCGCUCGGGACAUUGGCGAUAUCCGGCGGACGCGCUUCUUCCGCGGCCUCCGCUCUUCUGUGCUCCUGCAGAAUUGCUGAAGGUCUCUGUCGGCCUUCCGGCGGGUUUCCUAAGGUUUGUCAGCGUAGGAAAAAAAAAACAAAAAACCAACAAACCUGUUCUACGCCAGGGCAAGGCAUCUCAAGUUCGAGUUACUGGGAGGAAAAUGAGAUGAUAGGAAACCCAAAGCGGUAACAUUUAAACAGUAUUACAUUGUGGUUCUCUGGCCUUGAAAAUCGCAAGAAUCUGGCAUUAUACCGAGGAGGAAGGAGAACUCCCCCAAGCAACACAUAGUUUAAGAAAGAAGGCUAGUUGUGUACAGACCAUAUUUACCGCCUUCAAAUAAUUGUGACGAAGAUGAACCCAGCGAACCCCUUCAGUGGACAGCAGCCCAGUGCUUUUGCUGUGUCUUCGAGCACCACAGGAACAUACCAGAGCAAGUCACCUUUUCGAUUUGGCCAGCCUUCCCUUUUUGGACAAAACAACACACUAGGCAAGAGCCUGGGCUUUUCCCAGGUACCAAGCUUUGCAGCAACCUCUGGAGUAAGUCAUUCUUCUGCAUUGCCAACGUUUGGACUUACCCAAACCUCAAGUACUGGGCUUUUUACUGGUCUUGAAUCUACACCCUCUUUUGCAGCUCCUUCUGGGCCUUCAAGUUCAUCUGUGCCCGGAAAUACAGGAUUCAGUUUUAAGUCACCCUCCAUUGUUGGGGUUUUCUCAAGUGGCUCUACUUUUGGGCCAGAAACUGGAGAAGUAGCAAGCUCCGGUUUCAGGAAAUCGGAAUUCAAGUUUAAACCUCUGGAAAAUGCAGUAUUCAGACCAAUACUGGGGGCCGAGGCAGAGCCAGAGAAAACCCAGAGCCAAAUUGCUUCUGGAUUUUUCACAUUUUCCCACCCUGUUAGUAGUGGAUCUGGAGGCCUGUCCCCCUUUUCUUUUCCUCAGGUCACAAAUAGUUCAGUGACUAGUUCAAGUUUUAUCUUUUCAAAACCAGUUACUAGUAAUACAUCUGCCUUUACCCCUGCUUUGCCCAACCAAAAUGCAGAAGAAGAAAAGAAGGGACCUAAAUCAGUAUUUGGAAGUUCCAAUAGUAGUUUCACUACUUUCUCCAUCGCAUCAUCUGGGUCUUUGGGGGACCCCUUCCCAGCCAACAAAACAGGUGUCCGUCAAGGAUGUGAGGAGGUGGUGGAGCCACUUCCUACACCCCUUAAAGGACUAAAAAGGAAAGAGGACCAGGAUCGUUCCCCAAGGAGACAUUGCCACGAGGCAGCAGAAGACUCAGACCCUCUGUCCAGAGGGGACCACCCUCCCGAUAAACGGCCAGUCCGCCUGAACAGACCCCGGGGAGGCACUUUGUUUGGUCGGACAAUACAGGAUGUCUUCAAAAGCAAUAAAGAAGUAGGUCGCCUGGGCAGCAAGGAAUCAAAAAAGGAAAGUGGCUUCGUGGAAUCUGGGGAAAGUGACCACGCAGCUGUUUCAGGAGGGAGUCAGUCCAUCCUUGGACCUUCUCGCCUGUCAGCUGUGAAUAAAGAGGAAGAAAAAGAAGGUAGAGAUGAAAAAGAAGAUUCUCUCAGGGGAAUGUCUGUUCGCCAAAGUAAAAGAAGCGAGAGCACAGACAGUCUUGGGGGCGUGUCUUCUUUAGAGUUCACCGCCAUCCAGUUGAAGAACAUCCCUGACUAUCUCAAUGACAGAGCCAUCCUGGAGAAACACUUCAGCAAAAUUGCUAAAGUUCACCGGGUCUUCACCAGGCGCAGCAAGAAGCUUGCAGUGGUGCAUUUUUUUGAUCAUGCAUCGGCAGCCCUGGCCCGGAAGAAGGCAAAAAAUUUGCAUAAGGACAUGGCUGUCUUUUGGCACAAGAAGAAAAUAAGUCCCAGCAAGAAGCCCUUUUCCCUGAAGGAGAAGAAGCUUGGUGAUGGUGAAGCCAGCCAAGGCAUAGAGGAUUCCCCCUUUCAGCAUUCCCCUCUUGGCAAGCCUAUAGUGAGGCCUGCAGCUGGCAGCCUCCUGAAUAAAAGCUCUCCAGUGAAGAAGCCAAGUCUUCUAAAGAUCCACCAGUUUGAGGCAGACCCUUUUGACUCUGGGUCUGAGGGCUCCGAGGGCCUUGGAUCAUGCGUGUCAUCUCUUAGCGCCCUGAUAGGGACUGUGGCUGAGACAUCUGAGGAGAAGUACCGCCUUCUGGACCAGAGAGACCGAAUCAUGCGGCAAGCUCGGGUGAAGAGGACUGACCUGGACAAAGCAAGGGCAUUUGUUGGGACGUGCCCUGACAUGUGUCCUGAGAAGGAGCGGUAUUUGCGGGAGACCCGGAGCCAGCUGAGCAUGUUCGAAGUUGUCCCAGGGACCGACCAGGUGGACCAUACAGCAGCCGUGAAGGAGUACAGCCGGUCCUCCGCGGACCAGGAGGAGCCCCUGCCGCAUGAGCUGAGGCCCUCAGCAGUCCUCAGCAGGACCAUGGAUUACCUGGUGACCCAGAUCAUGGACCAGAAGGAAGGCAGCCUGCGGGACUGGUAUGACUUCGUGUGGAACCGCACACGGGGCAUACGGAAGGACAUCACACAGCAGCAUCUCUGUGAUCCUCUGACGGUGUCUCUGAUCGAGAAAUGUACCCGAUUUCACAUUCACUGUGCCCACUUCAUGUGCGAGGAGCCCAUGUCCUCCUUUGAUGCCAAGAUCAACAAUGAGAAUAUGACCAAGUGUCUACAGAGUCUCAAGGAGAUGUACCAGGACCUGCGGAACAAGGGAGUCUUCUGUGCCAGUGAAGCAGAGUUCCAGGGCUACAAUGUCCUGCUCAACCUCAACAAGGGAGACAUUUUGAGAGAAGUGCAGCAGUUCCACCCUGACGUCAGGAACGCCCCCGAGGUGAACUUCGCUGUCCAGGCGUUUGCUGCGCUGAACAGUAAUAACUUCGUGAGGUUUUUCAAACUGGUCCAGUCGGCUUCUUACCUGAACGCGUGCCUGUUACACUGUUACUUCAGUCAGAUCCGUAAGGACGCCCUCCGGGCACUCAAUGUUGCCUACACCGUAAGCACACAGCGCUCUACUGUCUUCCCCUUGGAUGGUAUUGUCCGAAUGCUGUUGUUCAGAGAUUGCGAAGAGGCCACAAACUUUCUCAAUUACCACGGCCUCACAGUAGCUGAUGGCUGUGUCGAGCUGAAUCGGUCGGCAUUCUUGGAACCAGAGGGAUUAUCCAAGGCCAGGAAGUCAGUGUUUAUUUCCCGGAAGCUGAUGGUGUCAGUUGGAGAAGUCGUGAAUGGAGGGCCACUGCCUCCUGUUCCUCGCCAUACGCCUGUGUGCAGCUUUAACUCCCAGAAUAAGUACGUUGGAGAGAGCCUGGCCACAGAGCUGCCCAUCAGCACUCAGAGACCCAGUGUAGACACAGCAGGUGGUGGGAGAGGAGAGGAGUAUGGCACAGAGGUGGAGGCAACACCGAUGGCUGUCCUCCCACAGCCUCCUCCUGUACCGUCAUCCACAUCAGUGCUUCAUGUCACGCCACUGACCCCAGCUGUGGCACCCAGCCUUUUCCAGUCCUCCAUGCAGCCAGAGCUGGUGCCUCCGAAGCCCUCACCUGUGUACUCUGAUUCGGACCUGGUGCAGGUGGUGGACGAGCUCAUCCAGGAGGCUCUGCAAGUAGACUGUGAGGAAGUCAGCACUGCCGGGGCAGCCUACGUGGCUGCAGCUCUGGGUGUCUCUAACGCUGCUGUGGAGGAUCUGAUAACAGCUGCAACCACAGGCAUUUUGAGGCAUGUCGCAGCUGAAGAAGUGUCCAUGGAAAGGCAGAGAAGAGAGGAAGAAAAGCGACGGGCUGAAGAGGAAAGGCUGAAGCAAGAGAGAGAACUGGCGUUAACUCAGCUGAGCGAGGGCCUGGCUGCAGAGCUGACAGAGCUCAUGGUGACAGAGUGUGUGUGGGAAACCUGUACUCAGGAGUUAAAGAGUGCAGUAGAGACAGACCAGAAGGCCCGCAUAGCCCGCUGCUGUCAGGCUGUCUGUGCACACCUGGAGGACGCUUUUCUUGCUGAGGAGAUUUUCCAGACUGCGAAAGAGACACUCCAGGAACUCCAGUGCUUCUGCAAAUAUCUACAACGGUGGAGGGAAGCUGUUGCAGCCCGGAAGAAGCUCCGGCGUCAGAUGCGGGCCUUCCCUGCAGCACCGUGCUGUGUGGACGUGAAUGGCCGGCUGCAGGCGUUAGUGCCCAGUGCAGAGUGCCCCAUUGCUGAGGAGAACCUGACCAAGGGCCUCUUGGACCUGGGCCAUGCAGGGAAAUUGGGCAUUUCCUGUACCAGGUUGAGGCAGCUUAGAAACAAGGCAGCUCACCAGAUGAAGGUUCAGCACUUCCACCAGCAGCUGCUGAGUAAUGCUGCGUGGGCACCUCUGGACCUGCCGUCCUUCGUGGCUGAGCACCUCCCUGUGAAGCAUGAGCACAUAUUUUGGAAACUGGUGCUGGUGCUGCCUAAUGGAGAAGAGCAGACUCCAGAGAGUCCUGGCAGAAUACUAGAAAAUUGGUUAAAGGUCAAGUUCACAGGAGAUGACAGCUUGGUGGAUGACACACGCAAUAAUUCCGGUGAUAUCCAGACACUCACAGUUUUUAAUGCACUCAGUAGUAAAGGGGACCAAAUAGUUUCCGUCAAUGUGUGUAUAAAGGUGGCCCAUGGCACCCUUAGUGACAGUGCCCUUGAUGCUGUGGAGACACGGAAGGACCUGUUGGGAGCUAGUGGGCUCAUGCUGCUGCUUCCUCCCAAAGUGAAGAGUGAAGAUGUGGCAGAGGAGGAUUUGUACUGGCUUUCAGCUGUGCUGCAGCUCAAGCAGCUCCUUCAGGCCAAGCCCUUCCAGCCUGCACUUCCUCUGGUGGUUCUCGUGCCCAGCUGCAGAGGAGAUUCCAUGGGGAAAGAAGUAGAGGAUGGCCUGACUUUACAGGAGUUGGUUUCAGCCAAGCUGAUUUCAGAUUACAUUGUUGUUGAGAUUCCGGAUUCGGUUAAUGAUUUACAAGGCACUGUCAAGGUGUCUGGAGCAGUCCAGUGGCUGGUUUCCCGAUGCCCUCAAGCUCUAGACCUUUGCUGCCAGACCCUUAUUCAGUACAUUGAGGAUGGGAUCAGCCGUGAGUUCAGCGGUCGGUUUUUCCACGACAGAAGAGAGAGGCGCCAGGGUGGCCUGCCAUCCCAGGAGCCUAGUGCCAUUAUUGAGUUGUUCAAUAGUGUGCUGCAGUUCCUAGCCUCUGUGGUGUCUUCUGAGCAGCUGUGUGACAUCUCCUGGCCUGUCACAGAAUUCUCUGAGGUAGGGGGCAGCCAGCUGCUUCCUCACCUGCAGUGGAACUCACCAGAGCAUCUAGCUUGGCUGAAGCAAGCUGUACUUGGGUUCCAGCUUCCACAGAUGGAUCUUCCACCUCCAGGGGCACCCUGGCUCCCUGUAUGUUCAAUGGUCAUUCAGUAUACCUCCCAGAUUCCCAGCUCACGCCAGACACAGCCUGUCCUCCAGUCCCAGGUGGAGAACCUACUGUGCAAAACAUACCAAAAGUGGAAGAGCAAGAGCCUCUCUACAGGCCAGGAGUCAGGGCCUUCCGUUGCUGAUAUCCCAUGGGAUGACAUCAUCACCUUAUGCAUCAAUCACAAGCUGAGCGACUGGAUACCCCCCAGGCUCCCCAUCACAUCAGAGGCGCUGAGUGAAGAUGGUCAGAUAUGUGUAUAUUUUUUCAAAAAUCGUUUAAAAAAAUACGAUGUUCCCUUGUCAUGGGAACAAGCCAGAAUGCAGACACAGAGGGACCUUCAGCUGAGUCAAGGACGUUCGGGGAUAAAGUCUUCUCAUCCUUCUACAAGCAGCUUUCCCCCUCCAUUGCUUCAUGUGCACCACAAAGGGAAGAAGAAUGAGGAGAAUGGCCGAGAGGGGACUCUGAGCACGGAGGAUCUGAUGCGAGGGGCUUCUGCAGAAGAGCUCCUGGCACAGUGUCUGUCCAGCAGUCUGCUGGAGGAGAAGGAAGAGAGCAAGAGGUUUGAAGAUCAGCUUCAGCAGUGGUUAUCUCAAGACCCCCCGGCGCUCACAGAGUCAGCCUGCCUUCCUCUCUAUCUUCCUCAGACCCUGGUGGCUUUUCCUGAUACUAUCAGAGCUCAGACUGUGGUGAAAAAAUCUACAAGUCCUCAGAAUGCAAGGGCAGGAGAGAAGUUGCGGCUCUCAGAGGUGUCAGACACAUCUCUGACUGAAAGGCUGAAGCACUUGGAAAGGCUGAUACGAAGUUCAAGGGAAGAAGACAUUGCCUCUGAGCUCCAUCUCUCUGCACUGCUGGACAUGGUAGACAUAUGAACAGCCUGUCAUCGGAAGUGUUUCUUCUUCAUAAUAGUUUGUUUUUAUUCAAAUUAUGUUCAGAUGCUUGAUGCGCUGUUGUAAAUGUGACUAUUGAUUGUGCAAAUAAACUAUUUGAAUCAUCCCA